GCCGCUGAGUCAGCCAUCUUGUGUUCUGAAGAAGGGGGGUUUUGGUAAGUGUUUGGGACUGCAGGUACCGCUAGUACCAUAAGACGAUAGUGAGCAAACAGGAUAGUGCCUACGUCAUUGGAAAAAGCAAACUUUUUGAAAAUGAGUGAAUCGGUUAUGGAGAAAGAAAAAGUUGUAUUUUCAAGAUCCAAAGUUUACUUAGAAGGGACACAUGCUUUGGAAGAAGCUUUUAAGCUUUUUGUGCCUCGGCCCAAAGACUUAAUCACUAAUUCGGGUGGCAAAAUAUGGGAUUUCCUAUGUAGUUUUAAGCAAGAAGGGUUUUCCCCUGUCAUUUUAAGAAGCAAAGAUGUUUACGGGUAUACGUCUUGCAGAUCAGUUGUGCCAGAUAAGAACGCUAUUGGUGUUAAAAAGGUCAAGGGCUUGGCAGAUACCAAAAAGGUGUCUGGCUUACGAAGAGAAAGAAAAAAGAAAAGGGGAAGAAAACCCAAGAAGCCGAACACAAAGGGUCUCGGAACUGUAUCUAACCUACUGGAAACUCUAACAAACUCGUCCUGCGUGGUGUCAAAUUCGCCGGUCAGUGUAGUGUCGGAUUCCCCGAAACCUGUGUCAAGACCAGAUGCACCAGAAAUUGUAUCAAACUCGAUGUACAUUGCAUCAAAUCCACGGGUCGUUGACUCACCGGAGACUGUAUCAAACUCACCGUUCACUGUACAAGCAGAGAAGCUGGAGACUCUGCCAGUCUCUUCGGACAGUACAUUAUCCGAGUCGCUGGAGACUAUCAACUCGCCGGACACUGGUAUUGUGUAUUGUCAAAUGACUUUGGAGAAAAUCUGGAGGGCAGCAACUCCUAAGAUAAUUACUGUUAGAACGGUGGUGGUGAAAGACGUGUCUUGUGAAAAAAACAGAGCUGCUGCCCGCAGUAGAGCAGAAACACUAAUGCAUUUAAAUCUGACGCCUGUCUUAAAAUUACGACGUUUAAAUAUGCCGAAGUAACUGAGUUCUGAACCAACAUUAUGCUGCUGUGUUAAACUUUACUACUGACUUAUAACUCGACAUUGUUACUACUUUACUCAACGCACACAUAAUUGCAACACUGGCUGGCAUCUGUUGCUAUUGUAAACUCAAACUAAACGAACAUAUUAAUAGGCGAUGUUUUGUGUGUGUGUGUUGCAGUUGAUUUAUUAUUAUUAUUGUUAUUAUUAUUAUAUGGCUGUGACGUACAUGUCCCUGUAUACUGUAUAUGUAACAUUUACAUUUCACAAUUAUGUGAUGUACUGUAUAUUACGUGGUAACUGGUGGCAUUUCCUUUAAUUCAGUUUAACCGAAUUACUUCGCGUUUCUGUUCUGUGUUUUGCAGGGAAGUAGAUUACAAGCACAACAAAUGAUUUAUUCAAGAGAACUACAAAAACGGUUAUGGAUGAAUUACAUUUAAUUUGACUUUCAAAUGAUCCAGCAACAGGUUGGAAUUUAGGUUUUGAAAGCUCUUGGAAGUAUUAUUAACCUUAAAUUGUGAACAAUGCACCUUGUGUUUUUUUAUUAUUAUUGUAUGCUGGAAAUAAGAGGUAAUGUGUAUUUUGUCAUGGGAUGGGGGGGAAGAGUACUGUAUUGGCAUACUGAUUCUUAAAUACCUCAAUUGAUAAUUGUCUACAGAAAACUUUGUUAAACAUAUUAAUGUAUUUUGCCAAAAAGUAGCAGGUUUUGACCUAUCUUGUGUAGUAUUAUCUAAAUGACCAUUUGUAAAAUACAAUCUAUAAUUUAAUGUAUUAACUUCAGUUAUUUAUUCUGUAAGAAGAAAGGAUAAGUAUUUGGUGAACUAAGUUUGAAACCAAAUUACAGUGGUCUACUUUGCACAUAUUGGUUCCUUUUUGAAGCCAUUGUUUUCUAUAAUUUCAUAAAUGUGACACUUUACAAGUUGUGUGCUUUUGUAAUGUAUAUUGAUUCAACUUGAUUUGUAUUCAUUUAAUUGCACUCUGAAGCUACAGAAUAAAACAUUAAUAUACAAAA
Acipenser ruthenus (sterlet) is the source of this 2004-nucleotide messenger RNA. RefSeq names its product coiled-coil domain-containing protein 71L-like. NCBI's taxonomy places the organism in Eukaryota, Metazoa, Chordata, Actinopteri, Acipenseriformes, Acipenseridae. The transcript has a single exon. The coding region runs from base 142 to 993 and encodes 283 amino acids. The record is from RefSeq and is a predicted model, not a curated record.